GGUGUGUUUCGGUCAAUCAUUCUACGGACGCCGUCGCGGUAAGGUUCUGCUCUCGUCGGUCUCGCCGGUUACGUACGCUGCCAUCCGGGGGCUCGCACUGUUCGCUCGUUUUGGGUGAAGAAUUUCGGUUAAGCGAAAGUUUACACGAUACGGCAACCGUAGAUCUUUGCAGUGCAAUUGUGUAAAAAAAAAACGUGCUGCUAACUUAGGGGAGUCUCUCUACCUAUGCCAGACAAAUCAAAACCAAUUAACUGGUGGUGUUUGUUGAAUCAUAAUCGUGCGAGUUUGUGGCUGAGAUAAAUGAAGCAGUAAAAACAAGCACAGUGAGCAAGCGAGUGUUGGUUGUCGGUCACGGAGCAGCGAUCGGGACACCCCAGGCUGGGUUAAUCCUCAUCAUCUUCCUGCUGGCUGCGAUGCCUGCUGGCUGCCAUAUGCAACGUGGUCUCAACGCGUUCGGUGACGUAAAGUUGCGUACUUUCUAUUGACAGUUGUUGUUGUGUUUUGUUUUGCAAAGUGCGACAGGAAAAGUAAAUUUAGAAGAGCACGUCGUCGGUGUCGGUCGGUGCUAGGCAACGCGUGAACAGUAGUGAUCAGUGCUAACCUUGAAUGAUCCUGGUGCAGCGCGUCAUGCGUGCAUGUGCAUCGUCGUCGCUGAAGUGAAGCUGUGCCUAGGCCAGAAAAUUGUCGCCAAGAUUAUUGUAGGGAACAUUACAAUUAGAACCAGACACACACACGCACACCGGAAGAACUUAUUUAUCUAAAGAAAUCCUUCCACGUCUUUGUGCAGACAAAGAAUCAUCAUCAGCAUUACUACUGCGUGUGACGAGAGAAGAAACCGAACCCAUACUGUGGUGAAAGAAAAGACGAAAUUCAUCCCCUUUUUUCGUGUCUACAAUUCCUACUGCGUGUGGUGUCGCUGCGCAAAAUCUGAUGCAAACCCUCGGCUAAAACACUUUGCGAAAUCAAACCCCACGUUGUCGGUCGUGUGUGUAUUUGUGUUCGCGGUGGAUAAAAUAUUCGUUUCAAUCGUACCCGGCGUUGCCAAGGAUACCGCGAAGGACAAAGGUUUGACAGGCCGACCGGUUGCAUGUUGCGUGCUUUGCGAAGGAAACGGUGAAGAGUUGAUGUUUGGACGAGAUUUGUCGCUUUGAAGUAGUAUUGUUGUGCUAGUGGCACGGAUUAGUAUACGCGAAGGAACGUAGGUGCCUUUUUAUGUUACAAUCCACGCAACAUUCGGCCGCUGACACGGAGAAAGCCACCGUCUAUCAGCUGGCCAACGGUCAUCACACCAACAACAACGGCGACUGCGGCAAAGUGAGAUCACAGACGAAGGUCCCGGAACGAAGACGCACCAACAUGCUGGUGAAGGAGUUCUGUAACCGGCGGUGCAUCCUGACAUCGUCCGGUUUGCUUCUGGUCGCCAGCGGUACCUUCUUCAUCCUGUUCUUCCCGAUCAUAUUCCAGGACAUACUGCAAGAGGAGCUUAAACUUCGACCCGGUUCGCGGAGCUAUGAUUCCUGGGUAACGCCACCGUUCCCACUCGCGAUGGAUGUGUACUUCUUCAACUGGACCAAUCCGGAAGACAUUACGAAUCACUCGACGAAACCGAUCCUGGAAGAGUUGGGACCGUAUCGGUUUAUCGAGCAUCCAACCAAGGUGGACAUCGAAUGGCACGAUGAGAAUGCGACCGUAAGCUAUCGGAAGAAGAGCAUCUACUACUUCGACGAGGAGGGCAGCAAUGGCAGCCUGGAUGAUGUGAUUAGCAGCAUUAACAUUGUGGCUGUGUCUGCCGCAAAACGAUCCAAGUACUGGGGAUAUCUCAAGCAGAAGGGUGUCUCGCUGGGACUCAAUGUGUACGAGCAGAAGAUAAACGUGGUCAAAACGGCGGGCGAGUUGCUGUUCGAUGGGUACGAGGAUAAUAUGGUGCUGAUGGGCAAACACAUGUUCGACGCGGAUGAAGUACCGUUCGAUCGUGUCGGAUGGUUCUAUACGCGUAACAACUCUGCCGAUCUGAUCGGUCACUAUAACAUCCACACCGGUGUGGAGGACAUCGCGAUGCUUGGGAAAAUGGGCGAAUGGAACUACAAACCACGGACGAACUUUUUCGAAGGGACCUGUGGUAUGCUGAACGGAUCGGCUGGAGAAUUUUUCCCACCAGGAUUGUCCAAAGAGCAUCCGAUUGAGCUGUUCACGCCCGACAUGUGCCGUAGUUUGCCGCUUGACUUUGAGGAAGAGGUUACAAUCCAUGGACAGAAGGCGUACAAGUAUUCCGGUGAUCGUAGGGCGAUCGAUAAUGGAACGCUGUACCCCGAGACGGCUUGCUUCAGUGCGGGUGAGAUCGUACCGUCGGGAGUGCUAAACAUUUCGUCCUGUCGGUUCGGGACGCCCGUGUUCGUGUCGUUCCCGCAUUAUUACGCAGCUGAUCCGUUCUAUCUAGAUCAGGUCGAGGGGCUGAGUCCUUCGAAGGAGAAGCAUCAGUUCUACAUGUCGAUGGAACCGACCACCUCCGUUCCGUUGGACGUUGCCGCUCGCUUGCAGCUAAACAUCAUGAUCGAACCGUACGAGAAUAUCAACCUCUUCUCUGACGUUAAACGAGUCUUCCUGCCCGUCCUAUGGUUCGAGCAGCACGUCAUUAUGCCACCCGAGCUUGCCGGGGAAAUCGGUCAGGCACUCACCAUUCCCUCGAUCGUACGGCUCUGUGGCAUCGUGAUGGUUGUGUUUGGCGUAGUGCUCCUUCUCUGGACGCCACUAGAGCGUAUGUUCUUCCGUCGGCGGCGUGUUGCCGGAACGUGCGGCAACAAAGACAGCGCUGCAUUCAACAGUGUCCGUUCGUUCAAUCUUACGACCGAAAAGGGCUUGCUUUCUGCGGCGGAGAAGAAAAAUGGUAUACCGACAACAGCCACCGCCAUUGUGCUGGUGGACAAACUGCUCGAAAAACCCGAAAAGCUUGCGCUAACCGAUAGCAGCCCGCAGAUGUCUUCGCCCGAGCCGGAAAGUGCUCCACUGAUCGAGGGUAGAAAUGCGACCAUUGUGAAAUCUUGAAAACAACCACAGACAGCCGGAUACCGUCAGCCAGUUACCCUGUCCGAAGCGGAUCACUGAUACUGAGUGAUCCAUGUAUCUUGUCAGGGGAGCAUUUAUUCAACGAGACAGCCAGCCGUGCUCUGCUGCUUCUCGCACUGUGAGAUUCCUAGCGUGUAGUGGUGCUGCAUCGCAUCCAAGACGAUGCGUGUUCAAAAGUGACUGAACGAUCGGUGGUUUUAGAGUUAAGUGACGCAACCCCACGCCCAACUGAAAGCAAUUCCCCAAAGUGAUAGAGUACACACGAAAGCACGCGACAGGUGCGCGAGGACCAGAAUUAGAAUCGGUAAGCUACAAACUAUCUCCUCCCACGGUGACGUUCCGGGCCGGGCAAGGACGUACACGAGUGCCUCCAGAGCUACUCACGCUACCGAAAAGAACCACCUGCUUGUAUACAUGUUAGGACCAGGACAACCAGAAAACGUCGGCUUUUAAUGACGUAAGGAUCUAUUUACAGGGUUUCACAUUACAUAGAAAUCGUUCUAAAAAUUGCUUGCCGAUUGAUUGUAAACGUUUAAGAUUAAGCGCCUUUUUGCGUUUGGCAGUGCAUGUUUCGUUCGUAUGUCGCACGUUAGUUUACGCUUUUCGUAAUUGCACAUCUCUGAUGGAGAUAGUACGCGCGCCUGUGUGUCUGUGUAGCCCGGUGUACGUUAUAUAGCACUUUAAUGAAACAAAUCUCGUCCCUUAAUAUUAGUUCGUUAGCAACGGUUCAGUUUAUUUCCGAGCUUACGAAUGCUAUUUUUCUAUUGAAAAUAGCUUCCACUCGCGUGUUUCCCACUUAUUUGCAUGCAGAAAACAAAGAAACAAGAGAACAACCAAAAAGGUGUUUUGGUUGCGUAUCGGCAAAAAUGUUUUCCAAAUUUAUCAACUUUGAGCGCUAGGAGAUAAUGUGACAAAUGUAUCGUUUAUAGUGUUAAGAAGCAUUCAAUCAUUUACAUCCGUUCCUAUCCGAUGAGGAAAAGCAUUAGGCUAAGAAGCAGACCAGUUAAGGUGGUCGUGUUUGUUGAAAAAAACGAAACGAAAAAUAGCAUUCCCUCGUGGGUUUCUUAUUCUGCGUUUUUAAUGACUGUGCAAUGCUCGUUACAAUCAAGUUGCUAACCGCGAGUGAUAGUUGUUACGCGGUAAAGUGAGCGAACUUUGACCAAGUUUAGGCAACGGAGAGACAAAUUGACCAAAAGACAGCAUGCUUCCGGCAUUGCGUGAGCGUGUCGUGAGCUGUACGAAAUGAUUUCUAGCCAAGUUACGACAAAAAAGCAUAAUGUGAAUGGACAGGAAAUUGAUGCAAAAAAGACGAUAAUAUAGUAUGAUAAAUAUAGUAA
Molecule: messenger RNA, 4400 nt
Organism: Anopheles stephensi (Asian malaria mosquito)
Lineage: Eukaryota; Metazoa; Arthropoda; Insecta; Diptera; Culicidae
Gene: santa-maria
Product: protein peste
Exons: 7
Coding region: 1213-3042 (609 amino acids)
Cellular component (GO): membrane; cytoplasm
Molecular function (GO): scavenger receptor activity
Source: RefSeq, a predicted model, not a curated record